AUGUUCGCCUCCUUCUACCUGACCGUCCUGGCCUUCGUGGUCUCGCUCGUCGCCGCCACCACCGCUGCCACUGGCACCACCACCUCCACCAUCUCCCGGACCCAGACCAUCACCAUCACCCGCUGCAACCCCUCGGUCACCAACUGCCCGGCCCACCGCCACAACACGACCACCUCCAGCUCCACCCACUGGCCCGUCAGCAACACGAGCACCGUCGCCUGGCCCACCUCGUACCACAACAAGACCACCUCCCACCACGCCACGGCCACCACCGGCGCCGCUUCCACCGUCGUCGUCGUGCCCAGCUCCGUCGUCGUUGCGCCUACCAGCUCGCCCUCCACCGCCACCACCUCCGGUGCCCAGGGCCUGUUCAUCCAGAGCGGCCUGCUGCUUGGUGGUCUGGCUGCUGCUGUUGCCAUCCUGGCAUAG
Messenger RNA from Sporothrix brasiliensis 5110, 429 nucleotides. RefSeq lists its product as uncharacterized. The record is from RefSeq and is a predicted model, not a curated record. NCBI's taxonomy places the organism in Eukaryota, Fungi, Ascomycota, Sordariomycetes, Ophiostomatales, Ophiostomataceae. The transcript has a single exon. Bases 1 to 429 code for a protein of 142 amino acids.